CUUCUUACCUUCCCAUCUAGACACCAUGACAAACAACGGCGGCGCAGGCUACGAGUACCCCCCUCAGCCCGUUACGUGGCUGAAGCGCGAUGCGCUCCUCUUCGCCAACUCGAUCGGCGCGACCGCCGACGAGCUCCACUUCCUCUACGAGCUGCACCCCAAGUUCCAGGUGUUCCCGACCUACCCCACCAUUCUUCCUUUCAAGAAGACCACUCCUGAGGUUAUCGACUUCUACGCCGCCAAGGAGUCUGCCGUCGUCCCGGGCCUCCCCAAGCUCGACGUGCGCCGCGUGCUCGACGGCCAGCGCCACCUCAAGUUCCUCAAGCCGCUCCCGCCUACGUCCGAGGGGCGCAAGUUUGAGCUGCGCAACAAGAUCACGGGCGUGUGGGACAAGGGCAAGCCCGGCACCGUGAUGGACACGCAGGCGAACCUCGUCGACGCCGAGACUGGCGAGGUGUACACCGAGAUCCACGGCUCAGCGUUCUACGUCGGCCAGGGUGGCUGGGGCGGCCCCAAGGGCCCCGCCGCCGUCAACUACCCCCCGCCCAAGGACAAGGCGCCGGACGCGACGUUCUCGGACCAGACCGACGCCAUGACCCCCAUCCUGUACCGCCUCAACGGCGACUACAACCCGCUGCACAUCGACCCCUCGAUCGGCGAGAAGAUGAACUUCGGCGGCGUCAUCAUUCACGGACUGUACUCGUGGAACGCGACCGCGCACGGCCUCCUCAAGGCGCUUGGCGGCAGCGACCCCGCCAACCUCAAAGAGUACCAGUGCCGUUUCGCAUCGCCCGUCAUCCCAGGUGACAAGCUGACCACCUCUGUGUGGCGCAUGGGCAAGCCCGACGCGAACGGCUUCGAGGAGGUCCGCUUCGAGGUCAAGAACCAGAAGGGCAAGGUCGUGCUCUCCAACGGCCGCGCCGUUAUGAAGGUUGUCGGCGGAGACAAGGCCAAGCUUUAGGUAAAACAGGAAGAAGCAUGUAUUGGGUGUCAGCGGG
This is a messenger RNA of Cutaneotrichosporon oleaginosum, 998 nucleotides long. RefSeq lists its product as uncharacterized. Gene Ontology annotation, molecular function: 17-beta-hydroxysteroid dehydrogenase (NAD+) activity; (3S)-3-hydroxyacyl-CoA dehydrogenase (NAD+) activity; enoyl-CoA hydratase activity. The record is from RefSeq and is a predicted model, not a curated record. Lineage: Eukaryota; Fungi; Basidiomycota; Tremellomycetes; Trichosporonales; Trichosporonaceae. Gene Ontology annotation, cellular component: peroxisome. Gene Ontology annotation, biological process: fatty acid beta-oxidation.